AUGUCUGACUCCGUUAUCUACAGCUUCCAUCCGGAGGGAAGGGUCAUCUUUGUUCUGACGGAGCCAUCCACACCCUCAGACUCCCCUCAUGGAGAAAAUCACGAUGGCGACUUUGGAUUCGCUCCAGCGCGUUUGAGCACUGGUGUUUCGCAGCGUUCGUACAUCGAUCCGGCCGAACUGGCUUGUGAAGAUGAUUCCAAGUUGUCGUCGACAACCACUCUUAUCCUAAAGAAUGAGAUCCGAGAAAGCAAAAAGAGUCCCUCUGCAGCCGCUCAAGCCCCCAACAAAUACCUCAUUCAGGCAUCAGAGAAACAUCUCGUCCUGUCCUCGCCCGUGUUCAAACAGAUGCUCUGCGGCCUGUGGAAAGAGACCAUUGACCUCGGAACAGAGGGGUUCAUCCGGUUCGAGAUCAAGAACUGGAAUCUGCAGCCCUUCCUCGUCUUGCUCCAAGUCAUGCAUGGUCGACCAGCACCCAAGGGUCUCGACGUCGACACAAUCGCUGACGUGGCGCUGUUAGCCGACUACUACCAGUGCCUGGAAGAGUUUCGUCGUUGCAUGCGUGGAUGGCUGAAAGAGGCCAAAAGAACCCUGCAUCCAUCGCACAAAACCUAUACCAAAUGUCUCUGGGUCUCUUGGAUAUUGCGCAGUGCGACCAAUUUCAAGGACUUUGGCAAUCUCGUGGUAUACUUUGCGGAAGAUCUGAUUGAGGGGGAUGGACUGCCGUUCCAUCCUGUCGUGCUGGACAAGCUGAACGCAGCCCGGAAGAAGGCCCUCACUCCAAUCAUCCGUCGCCUACCGAUGCACUACAACAGCGAGAGGCCCGCGGAAUGGGUUCACCGGGGCUUCUGCGGCGAAUGCGCCACACUGCUGAGCGGAUUGCUGGAGCUGGACGUUAGACAGGCCACGCGCGAGGCAUAUCCAGUUGCACCAUUCUCUGGCUUGAGCUUUGCUAAGCUAGUCGUUACGGAGUGUCGAGGACGCCGGUGCCAGGAUAUGGGGAUCAUUCAUAUGGAGCGGAUGUACCAGACUGUGGACCACAGCGAUGCUGGGUCGGUGUCUCGGUUUGUCCGCAAGCUGAAUAUCAAGCCAAUCACUUUGGAGGAUUGCCUGAAGAAGAUGGCUAAGUAG
Messenger RNA from Aspergillus uvarum CBS 121591, 1128 nucleotides. RefSeq lists its product as uncharacterized. Bases 1 to 1128 code for a protein of 375 amino acids. Lineage: Eukaryota; Fungi; Ascomycota; Eurotiomycetes; Eurotiales; Aspergillaceae. The record is from RefSeq and is a predicted model, not a curated record. The transcript is spliced from 3 exons.